AUGGUCGUGAGUCAAAAGAUACCGCUCAAGCCGGGCUCUGGUCUAUCGGGAAUUGUAGCUCUCGGCUCGAAUGGCGAAGCUGCACACCUCAGUACGGAAGAGAGACAGCUCGUCACGACAACGGUCCGCGAUACCCUCAACCAAGAAGGGUACCAAAGCCUGCCAGUCAUUCGUUGCCACGAAGCUGCUGAGGCUGGAGGUUCCCAUGUCUUGGUCCUGCCACCGUCUUACUUCAAAGUCGCCAUGUCGCCGGAUGUGAUCAAGAAGUUUUACUCAACGGUGGCCGAUGCUUCACCCUUGCCAGUCAUCAUAUACAGCUUUCCCGCCGUCGUCAACGACAUCCACAUGAGCUCUGAGCUUAUAAUACAGAUCUCGCAGCACCCCAAUAUUGUCGGCACCAAGUUCACAUGUGGCGAUUCAGGCAAACUGGCACGUGUGGCACGAGCCAUGCAUAGUUCCAUCGAUGGUGGAUAUUGGGCUGUUGGUGGUUUAGCUGACUUCACCCUACAAACCAUGAUCGCAGGUGGCUCUGGAGUGGUCGCUGGAGGUGCGAAUUUAGCACCCAAGAUCUGCACAAGGAUUGUUGAAUUGUUUAAGCGACGAGAGUUUGAUGAGGCAAUGAGACUGCAGGCGAUACUGGCCAAAGGCGAUGGGAUUCAUACAGCUGCCGGAAUUGGUGCCACCAAAGCUGUACUGCAGCGCUACUUUUCGUAUGGAGGAGCGCCUAGACUUCCCCUGACCAUACCCCUUGUUCAAGUCAUGGACAAUGUAUACUCUGGGGUUGCCGAAAUGAUGGAAUUGGAAAAGAGCCUGUAG
Exophiala viscosa is the source of this 816-nucleotide messenger RNA. RefSeq names its product dihydrodipicolinate synthase. Lineage: Eukaryota; Fungi; Ascomycota; Eurotiomycetes; Chaetothyriales; Herpotrichiellaceae. Bases 1 to 816 code for a protein of 271 amino acids. The transcript is spliced from 3 exons. The record is from RefSeq and is a predicted model, not a curated record. Gene Ontology annotation, molecular function: 4-hydroxy-tetrahydrodipicolinate synthase activity.